Lolium rigidum is the source of this 768-nucleotide messenger RNA. RefSeq names its product ubiquitin-conjugating enzyme E2-17 kDa-like. The record is from RefSeq and is a predicted model, not a curated record. Gene Ontology annotation, molecular function: ubiquitin conjugating enzyme activity. Gene Ontology annotation, cellular component: nucleus. The transcript has 5 exons. Lineage: Eukaryota; Viridiplantae; Streptophyta; Magnoliopsida; Poales; Poaceae. The coding region runs from base 114 to 560 and encodes 148 amino acids. Gene Ontology annotation, biological process: protein polyubiquitination.
CUUGUACCUACACAAAACAAGCACCCCGGGGCGGAAAAAGGAGCGAGGGCUCUCUCCACCCGGACCUCUCGUCUCCGCCGCUGCGCUCUCAAGAAAAAAAACAGGAGCUUAUCAUGGCUUCAAAACGUAUCCUCAAGGAGCUAAAGGACUUGCAGAAAGAUCCUCCGACAUCAUGCAGUGCAGGUCCCGCUGGCGAGGAUAUGUUCCAUUGGCAGGCAACCAUUAUGGGCCCGCCUGAUAGUCCGUAUGCUGGAGGUGUUUUCCUAGUGAAUAUCCAUUUCCCCCCGGACUACCCCUUCAAGCCUCCGAAGGUAUCUUUCAAGACAAAAGUCUUCCAUCCGAACAUCAAUAGCAAUGGAAGCAUAUGCCUCGACAUUCUGAAGGAGCAAUGGAGUCCUGCUUUGACAAUCUCUAAGGUUUUGCUUUCAAUCUGCUCGCUGCUUACCGACCCCAACCCGGACGACCCUCUUGUCCCUGAGAUUGCCCACAUGUACAAGACGGACCGGUCUAAGUAUGAGACGACAGCCCGCAGCUGGACGCAGAAGUAUGCCAUGGGAUGAUCGAAAGCUUCGUGCUCGUAUCUGCUGCUUGCUUGCAUGCAGAAGAUUGUGUCGCUGUCCCGAGAAACUAUCUCUGGACCAUUAUUUUCUUUGAUUUCCUUGUUGGUCGUGUGUGUCUCCCCGAUCCAUGUAGGAUCGUGUCGUAGUCAAACAUCAACCUAUCAUUGCCAAAGUCGAUAAUGAAAUUGACAUAUGCUUCUCGUGAUAA